UUUAGAAAGAUCGCGUUGACGUACAUAAGGAGACGGCGGGCAUAUCGUUGCUGCGCGUAAUGCGGAUAGGCUGGGUUGCGGUGUAGGCUAUGGCAAGACUAUGAUUGCACUUGGACUGCUGUAAGAACCAACAUGUUAACGCUGUAGAUGGUUUAGAUUCAAGCAAAGGUAUACACAUCCUACAAUAUCAAACAGCACUGCUCUUUAAUUUGUUCAAUUUGGAUACGGUAUUGAGCAACAAGUGGAGUUUGGCGUGGAGAGUUUGCGCUCCAGCCGAAAAUUAUUCCAGCUAUGGAAGAGCAAAAGGAUCAAAACAGCCGUGAUUCGACAGAGGGAGAAAGCGUGUCCCUCUCCCCGAAUCUACCGUCCCCUGCGAUUCUGCCCCACCAGGCAGCUCAGCAAGUCCACAGGACAACAAACUUUUUUAUUGACAAUAUUCUACGGCCAGACUUCGGCUGCAAGAAGGAGCAGGGGGGUCGGGAGCGAGAGCGAGAGCGGGAGCGGGCACAGACAUCGGGCAGAGAAAACGUCAACCCGUUGAUAAUAAGGCCAUCUCACGCCAGCAGCCUUUCCCAGGAUUCCAACUGCAGCAGUGACAGCAUUUCAUCGUCGUCCUCGUCCUCCUCCCCGUCUUCUAAGCAGAGCCCAUCCAAACAAGGCGAAGGCAAUGGGACUACAACGAGGUUUGGAGACAACACCACGUCAAUUAUGGUUGUGAGUGCCAGUAAUGGAGGAUCUCCACCAGCUAAAGAAUCCCAGCCCAUGUUAUGGCCUGCGUGGGUUUACUGCACGAGAUACUCGGACCGGCCUUCAUCUGGCCCAAGGACACGGAAAUUGAAAAAGAAGAAAAACGAAAAAGAGGACAAGCGACCCAGAACCGCGUUCACAGCUGAACAGCUGCAGAGACUCAAAACCGAGUUCCAGGCUAAUCGGUACAUAACGGAACAACGGAGACAGUCACUAGCCCAAGAACUGAACCUCAAUGAAUCCCAAAUCAAAAUCUGGUUUCAGAAUAAGAGGGCUAAAAUUAAAAAGGCCAAUGGGUACAAAAAUGGCCUGGCUCUCCAACUCAUGGCUCAAGGACUGUACAACCAUUCCACUACCACCAUACAGGAAGAUAAAGAAGAAAGCGAGUAGACUCCUAUUUCCCCGGGCCACAGAAAGACCGCGUAGCCUAUUGAAGAAUUGAACUCUUUCUUAAGAACUAAAGAAUUAAGAGGUAAAUACGACUGGACAGCGACAGAUGCUAUUUAAAACAGAUUUCUGUUUAUGGUACAGUAUAUGGACAUAAUUCUAUAAAAAUACGAGCAUUAUUAAAGUUUAUAUAUAGCCAAACAAUAUGACGUUGUAUAUAUUUAAUUUCAGGUAAGGGGUAUAUCUCUAUCAGUCCCUUCUUGCUGGAGAUUUAUAUCUUUUCUUUAUAAUGUUGUUUGCUCAUUGUUUUAGUAAGUGUCUGACUCACUAGAAUUUUGUGAUUUCUGUCUAUCCUGUCCCUAAAAACUAUUCUACAGACUGCGUUACUGAAUCGACGCUUCAAGCCAAAGAUUUUAUUAUGUUCAGAGAAUGUAGUCUGAAAUAAAAAAAGAUGUAGAAUGUGCUUUAGAUUCUCUGCCGUCUUUGUAGUAGGCUAUAUUGUAGUUAUUAAAAGGCAUAGAAAGCACAUAGUGUUCUAUCGUAAAAACAAGCUUUCAUAGGUAGGCCUUUAAUUCUUAGAUUUAGUAGGCCAUAUAUUUACUUUUACCUUUGUAUAACAAUUGGGCUACGGAUAUUAUUAUUAUACUUGCAGUACAACAAUGAGAAUGAUAGCCUAUCUACAUAUAAUAACAACAAAAUAGUAACCACAAGACUAUUGCCUACAAGUUUAUCUCUUAGUAUUCAUCUUUUAAUUAUUUUGGUUCUUCUUUUAAUUACAGUUAUUUAAUAAUUUACAAAUCACGUUUGCAAAGCAGUGCUAGGCCAAUAUCUCAUGGUGAAAGGCCGGCUUGUAACCUUCUUCAAGUCGACAUAACCCGUGUCCGCUUUCUGAACAUCGUCAUCUGUGUGAUAAGUCUAUGUUGUGCUUUAAAUAGCACUUUCAACGUCCUCUUGAAAUAUACAAGGAUAAUAAAAUCGACAGACACUAUUAUGGGGUUGACUGCAAGUAUAUU
This is a messenger RNA of Osmerus eperlanus (European smelt), 2147 nucleotides long. RefSeq names its product homeobox protein engrailed-1-B-like. The transcript is spliced from 2 exons. The record is from RefSeq and is a predicted model, not a curated record. Gene Ontology annotation, molecular function: DNA-binding transcription factor activity, RNA polymerase II-specific; RNA polymerase II cis-regulatory region sequence-specific DNA binding. Lineage: Eukaryota; Metazoa; Chordata; Actinopteri; Osmeriformes; Osmeridae. The coding region runs from base 292 to 1137 and encodes 281 amino acids. Gene Ontology annotation, biological process: regulation of transcription by RNA polymerase II; multicellular organism development; neuron differentiation. Gene Ontology annotation, cellular component: nucleus.